Molecule: messenger RNA, 948 nt
Organism: Acanthamoeba castellanii str. Neff
Lineage: Eukaryota; Discosea; Longamoebia; Acanthamoebidae
Exons: 7
Coding region: 1-948 (315 amino acids)
Source: RefSeq, a predicted model, not a curated record
AUGACGGCGGUGGCGAAGACGAAGCGAGGCGGGGGCGACUUCAUGUCGUCCCACCGGGUGUCGGUGGUGCUGCCCCGCGCCCUGCGUCUCACGGACCGGCGGGUGCAGGAGGCCAAGGAGCUCUACGCCCCCAGCUGCCUCGAGCAGCAGCACGGAGGAGAGGAGGGCUUGCCCCGGCGCCAAAGCGCGGACGACGCGAAAGUUGAAGAAGCCGACGACGAUGGCUUGCUGGUGCGCCGCGCGGAGCGGAGGGCGGGGAAGAAGGCGCUGGUGCUCAAGGCAAAGCUGGAGAGUGGCUGUUCGUGCCUGGUGGGUCAGGCAGUGCGCAUUAGAGUGAAGGUGAAGAACGGCACCCCCAAGACUGUCUCUGUCGUCAAAGUCUAUUUGGCCGAGCGUGAAACGGAAGGCGGCAAUGUGGUCAAGAGGAAAGGGGUGGUGGAGGAGUACAUGCAGGGCGGAGUGUUCCCCAUGGUGGGCGAGAGCGCAUACACAGGGCACCUGACCUACCUCGCCCCGCCCAACACUCGACCAUCCAACCAAUGGCGCACGCACGACCUGUGGGUGGGGCUGAAGAUCAAGGCGUCGCUGCCAGGCAAGCUGUGGGUCUCGUUCCCGCUGCAGGUCGUGACAGAGGGUCAGCUGCUGGGCGAUGACGACACGGGCGCCCCAUCGGCGCGCAUCGGCGGGCGUGCGUCGGUGCCACUGUCGUCGUCUUCAUCGGGCACGCUCCGAAGCGCGCGACGGAGGAGCAUUCGCGGCUCGGCGCCCGGACUGCAGGACUUGACGGCGCCGGGCCCGAUGCACAGGAGCGCCGACGAGACGACGCUGCGCGGCCAUCAGACGCUGCGCAGCCGGAACUCAAAGUUCAACCGCCUCUCCCGCACCUUCUCGGCCACCAUCUCCAAGAACUGGACCACACCGACGACGAACAAACAAAGCCACAAAUAA